AUGAACCCCCCCCUUCCCAAGUCCCUCAACCUCCCCCUCACCUCAGACCUGUCUUUCUCCCCUUGUGGCUUGGCCCUCCAGAUCCCCCGCCUACUCCAACCGCCUCAAAACCUCCCAUCGAAAAAAAAAGUGCCCUUGGUCAACCCCCCCGCAAAGGACUUGCGGGCCUUCCCCCCUGAACCCCUGGGGGAAUUUUCCGAGCCCUUUGGCUGGCCCGCCCUGCGCCUGCCCCCGUUUGGAUUGCAGGUUUUGCCCCCUGGGGCCCCCCAAGUGGGGGUGGGGCACUUGCCCUUUGCUUUUUUUCACUGGAUGUUUUCGCCUCACAGGCCCGUGGUUACUGGUGCCAAGGUGGGCAGAUUUCCCCCCCUGGAAAACGGCCCCAGCGCCCCGCCCCAGGCUGCUCUGGGGGCGCCGGGGGUUGGGAUGGGGGCCGGGCAAGCACAGGCCAAGAGGCGGGGGUGUUCGUGUAACUGCUUGCCUUAUGGCUUGGGGAUGCGCAGAGGAGCAGCGACCGUAGGCCUCCUUGGUAACUUGUGGUAG
Molecule: messenger RNA, 540 nt
Organism: Knipowitschia caucasica
Lineage: Eukaryota; Metazoa; Chordata; Actinopteri; Gobiiformes; Gobiidae
Source: the annotation of a GenBank genome assembly